AUGGCAUAUGAGAUAGGAAUGAUUGCAAAAUUAUGGACGUCAAAAAAAUUUGGAUUAGACUUUUUAGUUAUUUUUUGUGCUUCUUCUAAUGAUGAUUCAGGAGUAAAGGGAAGUGCUUCAAAAUCAACCUUUGCUAUUUAUUUAUGUUCAUGCAUAGUUUACAAUGUUACGUUCAUAAAAGCGUAUUUAGUCGUUGAAAUGAUGGAGGUGAUGUUGAUGUUGUGA
Molecule: messenger RNA, 225 nt
Organism: Clunio marinus
Lineage: Eukaryota; Metazoa; Arthropoda; Insecta; Diptera; Chironomidae
Source: the annotation of a GenBank genome assembly